Messenger RNA from Amborella trichopoda, 2686 nucleotides. NCBI's taxonomy places the organism in Eukaryota, Viridiplantae, Streptophyta, Magnoliopsida, Amborellales, Amborellaceae. The record is from RefSeq and is a predicted model, not a curated record.
UAGGGGCAUUUCCGUGGUACCCAUCAAUCAAGUGGGUGGGCUCACGUAUCACGAAAUCGCUCUUUUUAAGAGGGGGGGCCAACGACCAUAGCCAAUUGUAUUGAAGCAGCUCUCGAUUCGUUCGGUCUGAAAUCAUAGCACCACCCCUCUCGACCUAGGGUUUCUCUGUCCAGCUCGUUCAACCUCAAAAUAACCAGAUCAAUGAUAGAUUGAAUGGUUUCCUGCCGCAGCAUACGACAACACUUUCUAUUCCUUGUUUACACCAAGAGAGCUGAAGGAUCUCUUUUUUUGAACUAAACCAAGAGGGAGACUUCAUGAUUCGCCAAUUUAGUGCAGAGCGGUCCACCAUCAGUGGCUCAACUUCAAAUCUUCCAGAUUCUUCAAGUGCAGGCCGACCUUUUACGUCUUCGUUUUCUGCUCAGUCAGGUUCAGCUCCUGUUUUCCAUCAUUCUGGAACCAUACAAGGACUGCACAACAUUCACGGGAACUUCAACCUGCCAAACGUUCCAGGCUCACUGACUUCCCGCAACUCAGCUCUAGGUGGUGUUCCGGCAAAUGGUGUUCAGCAGCCUUCAGGAGGCCUUUCUAGUGGUCGAUUUACAUCAAACAGCGUUCCUGUAGCACUGUCUCAGUUGCAUGUGCAGCUUUCACAUGGCGGUUUGCAUGGACAUUCCGGAGUUACGAGUAGGGGAGGUAUCUCCCCAAUUUUGGGUAAUGCAGGUCCCAGAAUAUCCAGCUCAGGAGGCAACAUUAUUGGUGGGGGAAACAUCGGGAGGGGCAUAAGCGCUGGUAAUGGGUUAGCUUUGCCUGCUCUAGCAUCACGUGUGAACUUAGCUGCUAACAAUGGAUCAGGGAGUCUAAAUGCUCAAGGAGCAAGCAGACUGAUGACUGGUGUUCUCCAACAAGCUCCACAAGUGAUUCCCAUGAUAGGAAAUUCUUAUCCAACUUCUGGAGGCCCAAUGGCUCAGAGCCAAGUUCAAGCAGUGAAUAAUUCUUUAAGCUCUGUAGGAUUGCCAAAUGAUGUGAAUUCCAAUGAAAGUUCCCCUUUCGACAUGAAUGAUUUUCCGCAGUUAAGUGGUCGUCCGAGUUCUGCAGGAGGGCCACAAGGACAGCUAGCUUCUCUGAGAAAGCAAGGUGGUGGUGUUAGUUCUAUUGUUCAACAAAACCAAGAAUUCAGCAUUCAAAAUGAAGACUUCCCAGCUUUACCUGGGUUUAAAGGUGGCAAUGCUGAUUUUACAAUGGAUUUGCAUCAGAAAGAACAUCAUCAUGACAAUGCCAUGCCAAUGAUUCAGGGGCAACAUUUUCCUAUGGGAAGAUCAGGAGGAUUCGGCUUAACUGGAAGUUAUGCAUCUCAUCGUCAGCAACAACAGCAGCAACUUGCUUCACCAGUUGGUAGUACUGGAGCCUCGUUUGCUCCAUCUAAUUCUGCAGAUCUUCUCCACCUACAUGGCUCUGAAUUAUUCCCAUCGUCACAUGGGAUAUCUGCCUCUUAUCAUUUACAGGUUCAAACGAGUGGAACUCCAAGUAUGGGAUUAAGACCAGUAAACACUUCGAUUACAGCUUCUAAUUUGGCAUCAUAUGACCAUCUUAUUCAGCAAUAUCCACAACAUCAAAACCAAUCCCAAUUUCGUAUGCAACAGAUUUCGGCUCUUGCUCAGCCCAGAGAUCAGAAUCUUAAGUCCUUGCAUGGGGUGCAAGCCUCUCCUGAUCGAUUUGCGCUGGCAGGUUUAUUGAGUAUUAUAAGGUCCUGUGAUGUGGAUCUGCAAUCUUUAGCUUUGGGAACGGAUCUUACUACAUUAGGGUUAAACUUGAACUCCAGGGAGGAUCUUCAUAGAACUUUUGGCUCCCCCUGGUCUGAUCAACCUGCUAAAGGCGAUCCUGAGUAUAGUUUGCCUCAAUGCUACAUUCAGCCAGCACCCAGGCUACAACGAGGCUAUUUUUCGAAGUACCAUCUGGGGACUCUGUUCUAUGCAUUCUACAGUAUGCCCAAUGAUGAAGCACAGUUGUAUGCAGCCGAUGAACUGUAUAGACAGGGGUGGUUCUAUCACAGGGAGCUUCGAUUGUGGUUCAUAAGGGUUGGAAAUGCGGAGCCUGUUGUCAAGACAAAAACAUACGAGAGGGGUUCCUAUCAUUGCUUUGAUCCUAACACAUGGGAAACUGUUAGAAAGGAUAAUUUUGUCAUCUCUUAUGAUAUGCUCGAGAGCCGAUCCCAAAUAGAUGGGAUAAGACUCGGAUGAUGAUGAGGAUUACGAUAUGCUUGAGGGACCAUCUCUACCUCAACACUAACCGUUAACACAUGGCAUUGAGGGUUUUGCUGCAUUCUAGUCACGGCUGUAAAUUCUGCUCGUCUUCUUCUGUGAGUGAUUGUUUCCCAAAGAAGUGCAUAGUCUCAACUCAAUAGAAUACAUACCCAGAGUAUGUUCGCCCUGGCCAGGUGAUACACAUUGUGUUGUUGGAAAGCUAGUUACAACCUGGCAGAAGGAAAAUCAAGAAACUGCCUUAUGGAUUGCGGGUUAGAAACACUAACAAAUGUCAACAGCUGCCAAAAGCUAUCUGACUGAUUACAUCUUUGUGCCUCUUGAUGUCUACUUUCUUUUGCUUUCCAGAAUUUUUAAGCUUAAGCCUUGAUAUUUGAUCAGUGCCCAUUAGAUUUUAGUAGUAAAGAUUUGUUGUUCAGUUUGCUAUA